Messenger RNA from Amorphotheca resinae ATCC 22711, 1239 nucleotides. RefSeq lists its product as hypothetical. The transcript is spliced from 2 exons. The record is from RefSeq and is a predicted model, not a curated record. NCBI's taxonomy places the organism in Eukaryota, Fungi, Ascomycota, Leotiomycetes, Helotiales, Amorphothecaceae. Bases 1 to 1239 code for a protein of 412 amino acids.
AUGGCCAGUGAAACCAGACCAGAUGAUCAGCUCUGGUUUUUUCUAAAGGAGAAUAUGGCUCUUCCUAGCUAUGUCCAAAAGCAGUUUACGCUUAAGGACAUCCAGCAGAAGGGUCUAUCUCUCGCGGACUGUCUGAAGAUCACUAAUAGCGCGGAUAGCAAUGUCAACAAAUAUGCAUUCUACAUCCACUCCGUUAGCAUGGCUGCCGCAGUACGCCUCCUAUCCGAUGAGAGUAUUCUGGCCACCUUCAAUAUCUACUGUCGAAAAGACCCGGUCGUCACGAUCUUGAUCCGCGCUGCCGAUGACUUAUCUCCAAACACUUCACGGGCACCUAGUCACCAGAACUCUUUGGCUGAGCGUCGGAAGAUUUCUCGGGGAAAGGUUGUACCCGAGAUUUUUAUUCAGCCCAAGGUUCGACAUGCCUCUGGCAGCAUGGAUGUCAGCACGAUGGAGCCGAUCGCAGACGUUGCCGAGAGUGAAAAAGUCACCUUAUAUCUUGGAGGAGGGAUGUUCGAGACUUUUACUAAGGAAUAUUUGCUCUGCUGGAUCAACUCACAAUUAGAGGACGGGAAACCUCUGACCGAUAUCGUUGUCCAAAGUCUUCGACCAGAUGGAGAGAUAAAGAGACUGGCACUUACAGCAGAGGUUUGGCAGCAUUCUCUCGUUCGCGGUCAAUGGAAGGAUAAUUUUCUACCUCUAUGGAACGAUUAUAAUAGGGUUCGUGGCUCUCGCGAAUCUAUCUUGGCUGCUUUAUCGCGCGACAUUCCCAAUUUCUCUGCAGCAUGCCAGAAUUUCAUCCACGAUCUACGUACAUUCGGUGGCAACAAAAAGUCUCGGCAACGACUGGAUGGCACCGGCCAUGAAUUCUAUCUUGGUGUACCGUAUUUCAACGAUGAGACUCGAGAGCGGCUUCUCCGGAUCCCUACUAGAAAUGGCACUUUGGCAACCGACCUUCGACAGCUAGCAAUUAAGAGGAGUGGAGGCGAGAUCUGCGCAGCCCAUGAUCUCUCACCCUUAUACGAAGCAGUUCUUGGAGUCCAGUGGGACAAAGUAAAGGAGAAAGGCACCGCUUUGCACGAUCAGAUGAGCAGUCUUAAUCUUGAUAGCCAGACUAGCAAGACCAAGCAGAUUGUUAAGAAAGGUAGCCAGAUAUUUAAUAAAGCAUUCAACAGGAAGGGGGGUGGAGGACGCGGGAAAGGCGGUGGGGGAAGCGGGAGUAGGAGCACGGAAGCAUGGUGA